This is a messenger RNA of Cryphonectria parasitica EP155, 1893 nucleotides long. RefSeq names its product ARM repeat-containing protein. Gene Ontology annotation, cellular component: catalytic step 2 spliceosome. The annotation marks the transcript as partial. The record is from RefSeq and is a predicted model, not a curated record. Gene Ontology annotation, biological process: mRNA splicing, via spliceosome. Lineage: Eukaryota; Fungi; Ascomycota; Sordariomycetes; Diaporthales; Cryphonectriaceae. The transcript has a single exon. Gene Ontology annotation, molecular function: protein binding; RNA binding.
AUGGACGACCGCUCCCCUAUCCGCCCUUCUCGAUCACCACCGCGCAAGCGCUACCAGGACGAGGACGAGGACGACAGGGACAAUGAACGCGAUCGGCCCCCCAGCCGCGACGACCGGCCGCGACGCAAGGCCGUGGACAGCUACCGCCCCGAGCGACGCGGUGGCCCUCCUCCUCGCGGCCGCGGAGGCCCUCCCCAACCUAGGCGCGAGCGCACGCCGCCGCCGGUGCCUACCGAAGAGCAGAAGCAGGCCGCCGCCAAGGCCGAGUACGAUCGCCUGCUGAACGCGCGGUCGGGGGGCACGUACAUCCCGCCGGCACGGCUCCGGGCGCUGCAGGCGCAGAUCACGGACAAGACAACAAAGGAGUGGCAGCGGAUGGCGUGGGAGGCGCUCAAGAAGUCGAUUAACGGGCUGAUCAACAAGGCCAACAGCCCGAACCUGAAGCAGAUCGUGCCGGAGCUGUUCCAGGAGAACCUGGUGCGCGGGAAGGGCCUGUUCUGCCAGAGCGUCAUGAAGGCCCAGGCGGCGUCGCUGCCGUUCACACCUAUCUAUGCAGCCAUGGUAGCCAUCGUCAACACAAAGCUGCCCGCCGUCGGGGAGCUGCUCGUCAAGAGGCUGAUCCUGCGGUUCCGCAAGGGCUUUCGCAGGAACGACAAGGCGGUGUGCCUGUCGACCACGACGUUCCUUGCGCACCUGACGAACCACCAGGUCGUGUCGGAGACCCUGGUCGCCCAGAUGCUGCUGCUCCUGCUGCACAAGCCGACGGACGACAGCGUGGAGAUUGCCGUGAACCUGACCAGAGAGGUCGGCCAGUUUCUCGAGGAGAUGAACGAGCCGAUCGCCAGAGCUGUGUUUGACCAGUUCCGCAACAUCCUGCACGACAGCGACAUCGAGAAGCGGGUGCAGUACCAGAUCGAGGUCUUGUUCCAGCAGCGGAAGGACAAGUUCAAGGACAACCCCUCGGUGAGGGAGGAGCUGGACCUGGUCGAGGAGGAGGACCAGAUCACUCACAAUCUGGAGCUGCAGGAGGACAUUGAUGGGCAAGACGGACUGAAUAUUUUUAAGUAUGAUGCCGAGUAUGAAGAACACGAAGAGGCCUACAAGAAACUGAAGGCCGAGAUUCUGGGCGAGGGCAGCGACUAUGAUGACGAUAGUGACGACGACGAUGACGACGAGUCCUCAGAGAGCGAGGACGAGGAACAGAAGGCCGUGGAGAUCAAGGACCAGAGCAAUGCGGACCUGGUCAACCUGCGGAGGACCAUCUAUCUGACGUUGAUGUCGUCCGCAGACUACGAAGAAUCUGUCCACAAGCUUCUGAGGAUUCAAAUCCCAGUGGGGUAUGAAAAGGAGCUGCCGGAGAUGGUCGUUGAAUGUUGCAGCCAGGAGAAGACCUACACUAAGUUCUAUGGCGGUAUCGGAGAGCGGCUGGCAAAGAUCAACAGGAUGUGGAAUGACCUCUUUGAGCGCGCCUUCGUCGAAUACUACGAGAAGAUCCACCGAUACGACAGCAACAAGCUCCGCAAUAUCGCCAGGCUGUUCGGACACAUGUUCGGCUCUGACGCCAUUGCCUGGCACUGCCUCUCAGUCAUCCACCUGAACGAGGAAGAAACCACUUCGGCCUCUCGUAUCUUCAUCAAGAUCCUCUUCCAGGAGGUCGUCGAAGAGAUCGGCAUGGCCAAGCUGCAAGCUCGGUGCAGAGACGAUAUCCUUGGGCCGAGUCUCGAGGGUCUCUUCCCCCAUGGUGACAACCGCCGCAACAUCCGCUUUGCCAUCAACUACUUCACAUCAAUCGGAAUGGGUGCUCUCACCGAGGAUAUGCGAGAAUAUCUACAGAACCUACCCCCACCAGCACUUCCUGCGCCAGUCAAGGUGGCGGACGACUCGGAUUCGGAC